CUCCUCAUUGCAUCAUCAAAACCUUUUUAUCUGCAGUCUCUCUUCUCCAUUCCUCAACCCAUCGUUUUCAAAAAGAGGUUUGAACUGUGAAACAUACGGAGUGAGAAAAGCGGGAGGUGUAGUAGACUGAGCUGAAGCAUUUCUUAGAACAAACGACUGCGGAAAUUGAUGCCUGAUCGCUAUGAAAAUGGACCAAGUUUAAGAUUUGGUAACUAAGUAAGUUUGCUUUCAUCAGCAUUCGCUUUUCAAAGGUUUAAAAACUUGGCAUGCCACAGCAACAGUUUGGGCUUAAAGAUAUACAAAUGCUUCAACAACAUUUGAUGGUAAAACAACUUCAAGAACAUCAAAGGCAGCAGAAUUACUCAAACCAGUUGCCUCCAAUUAAUAAUAAGCAUGCUAGUGGAAAUCAAUAUCUUCCGCCCAUUAAUGGAACACCUAUUCGCGAUCUCUCGCAGAUGUUUCCCCAUGGAAGCAUGAACUCGGUCCAAAGUAUCUCAUCUCCAUCUCUCCAAGAUUUUCCAAAUGGUUUUAUCUAUUCAGAAGAUCGGGAUCAGGAUCCACAUCCGAUUGGCUUGAAUCCUCAACCGAUUGAUGCAUCUUUUGGUUUUACUCAAAAUCAAGUUGGGACAACGCAAACAUUGCAGUCUGACUUUAAUAAUCCGUUCUUGGGAAACCAUUUCAAUGUUUAUUCAGAUCAGCUUCCUAUUUCUGAUGGAGAUUUCAAGCCAAUCCAAAAUGUUCGUCAGCGUUCGACAUCUCUCGAUCCAUUAGAGCAGAAGAUUUUGUUCAAUGCAGAAGAUACCAAUUGGAAUGCCUCAUUUGGAACGGGGAAUGAUGUGUUUGACCAAUCGGAUGACACAAGCUCUUUUCCUUCUCUUCAAAGUGGCAGUUGGAGUGCUUUAAUGCAGUCUGCUGUUGCAGAAGCUUCUAGCAGUGAUAAUGGAAUGCAAGAAGAGUGGAGUGGGCUAAGUUUUCAGAAUAUGGAAAUCUCUGUUGACAAUCAGCCUUCAGGUUUUGCAGAUGAUGGAAAGCAGCAAGUUGGUUGGGCUGAUAUGAACGCCACAUUCCCUGGUUUCCAUCAAUCUCACAAUGAUUUAGACUCCUCUUUUAAAACCGCUCAACAGUUCCUUAAAACUGAAGAAAUGAGUCAUCAGCUAGAUAAAACUGUUGAAAAUUACCAAAAAGGGGGUGAAACAUACCAAAAGCAAAACAAAAAUGAUAACAUUGGCGAUGAUUACCUAUGUAAUCCAUCCCAACAUAUCGUCAGAGAAAAUGAAGUGUUUGAGAGUUUGUGGCCUCACGAUAAAUGUGAUUCACAACAACCUGUGACUGGCAAAAACCAAAAAACGUCGUUUCAGAAUUUGACAGAAAUGGAGUCUUUGCACAGUAAAAAAGCAGGUGACCAAUGCGUAACUGCACAAACAAGACAAGAUAUGGUUGAGCAUGGUCAACAAGUUAGCUGCUCCAGAAAUCAAACCUAUGUAUCACAGUUUAGCUUCACUGAGCCUAAUCUAUCAACAAAGUUUUCUGCAGUCAAUCUGAACGAGAUUCCACAGAACUUUGGCAUGAAGUUGGCCCCUCCAUCUCAAUCACUAGCCGGUUCUAAUUCGCAAAUCGGAAAUUCUACCAACGCACAAGCAUUUUCAAAAGCUCAAUCUCAAAAGUCUUUUACUUGUGCUACCCCUCUAGUACCUAUUAGCGAAUCAUUUCCGAUCUUGGAAUCUGUGCCCAUAAAUCCAUCUUCUUCAGUCUCGGGGAUACCUCCACAAAUGGAGUUCUUUGCAAGAGUUUCCAGUAACCCUGAAAUAUUGAUGGGUCAUCCAAAGGAGCAGGGAGCUAGUCUCACAUCCGCUCUUGACCCUCAAGUCUGUCUUCAAAUGGCGCCUUCUUGGUUUGAGCACUAUAGAAACUUAAAAAAUGGGCAAAUGUCGGCAACAAUGACUAAUGCCUCGACUAUUCAUGCUAAUGCUGCUGUUUCCAGCAAAGACGGUAGUGGUUGGCCAAUAAUGACUAAAGCCUUGGAUGUAGCCAAACUAGUAGCUCCUUCAGAAAAAGAGGUCAACCGAACUUCUAUAUUUGUAGGAUCCAAAAAGCGUAAAACUGCUACGCCAAGACUGAUACCUUGGCACAAGGAUGUGGAACAUGGUUCCUCGUUGCUCCAAAAUAUCAGCAUGACUCAACUAGAAUGGGCGCAUGCCACAAACCGGCUUGCUGAAAAGGUGGAAGUUGAAGGUGGAACAAUUGAACGAGUUCAACAACCACAUCGAUCAAAGAAAAGAAUUAUUCUUACAACAGGACUUAUGCAACAGAUCUUUCGACCUGCAGAAGCAUCUUUUCUUUCAUCAGACGCUUAUUCAAAUUAUGAUAGCACGAUUUGUUUCACAGCCAAACUGGCAUUAGGUGACGCUUGCGGCUUGACUUCUCUCACAAAAAGCGAUUCAUGCAGCAUCUCAACUGAUGCUUCUAAAAUGAUAUGCAAGCAAGAUGAUGGUUCCGAGAGAAACAGUGAAGUGGUCUUCUCAAAAUUUGUGGAAGACUUGGACAAAAGAGCUAAGAAGCUGGAAACUGACUUCUUGAGAAUGGAGAUGACGGCAUCAAUUACGGAGGCAAAACUGGAAUUCGAAGAACUGGAGAAGUUUGCGAUCAUUAACAGGUUUGCAAAGUUUCAUUGCAGAGUACAAUCACCAGUGGCAUCAUCAUCAUCAUCUGGUACAACAGCUCUAUCUCUGCUUAAACAUCCUCAGAGAUAUGUUAUGGCUUUCCCUAUGCCUAGGGACUCAGUACCAGAUGUAACUCAUUGUCUUUCACUUUGACUAAUUUUCCCUAUUUUGACUAAAAACCCUAUUUCCAAAAGUAACUUAGAAGGAGAUCUUAGGUCAUUUUCCUUCCUAAUCAAGGAAAACUAGUGUAAUUUUUGGUUAUAUAUAUAUAUAUAAAUAUUCCUCGUGUACAUACGAUGGAGUUUCAAACCCUGUCUUUGGAGGCUAUAUUAGUCUUUUGCACUACCACUGAACUGUUUUAGUAAAACAGGCUUAUAAUGUAAGUUAUAUUAAUAUGCAUAUUUGUAGUUGUUUUUGGCCUUAUGGAUAAAU
Impatiens glandulifera is the source of this 3092-nucleotide messenger RNA. RefSeq lists its product as uncharacterized. Bases 267 to 2813 code for a protein of 848 amino acids. The transcript has 9 exons. NCBI's taxonomy places the organism in Eukaryota, Viridiplantae, Streptophyta, Magnoliopsida, Ericales, Balsaminaceae. The record is from RefSeq and is a predicted model, not a curated record.